AUGCAGUCCAUUGAAGCAAAUCCGGCUUAUGAGGCACGGGAAGUUGGAACAACCGACAAAUUAAUUGCAGUGGGCACUGGUGGCCACUCUAACCUUUCGCAGGGUCGAAUUCAUCUAAUUGACGCUGGCCAGCGUCAAGCUGGCUGCCUCAUGUGCCUUAAGUCUCCCUGUCACGAUGAGGUUCCAAUAACUUCUUGCGCUUUUCCAUAUCGUCCAAAUCCGACUGCUAUGGGCGCCAACAUGCAGAAGGCCUCAGUCGCAGUCACCGAGGCUGAUUCGGAUCCCGGUUCGGCGACUUCUUCAUCAUCCGAAGAGCUGCAUCCCCAGCCUAAAAUUUUGGAGGCGGCUUUAUCUAUGAAUCAGAAGCUGGGUAGUGUAAAGCCUAAGGCUGGUGAGCCCGGACAUUUGGAGCUUUCACCGCCGAUUGCCUUAGAUUUGAACUUUAUGCAAGACGACAUUUAUGAUUCCGAUCUCUCAUGG
Protopolystoma xenopodis is the source of this 480-nucleotide messenger RNA. Lineage: Eukaryota; Metazoa; Platyhelminthes; Monogenea; Polystomatidea; Polystomatidae. The record is from the annotation of a GenBank genome assembly.